CCGGCCGCCCCGGCUCUUCCGGCGGCGGCGGGAGGAGGAGCCGCUGCCGGGGAAGGUGACCCGGCGGCGGGCGGGCGGGGGGCCAUGGUGCUGCCGAGACCGGCUGCGCUCGUGACACUGAUGAGAGCCGCGGGGGCCGGCGGGCGGCGGCGGGGGUGGGGUGUCCGGGACCCCCCGGGGCUUUCGCACAUCCCUUCGCUCCCGUCCGCCCCCCCGGCGCGGCGCCGCUCGGCCCCCCCGCAGCCGGCCAUCGCCGCCAAGCAGCCCUUCCCGGUGGAGCUGAAGGCGGGGAAGAAAUACGCGUGGUGCGCCUGCGGGCACAGCAAGAGCCAGCCCUUCUGCGACGGCACCCACAAGAAAGCGACCCCGGGGAUCUCCCCGCUACGCUUCACCCCGGAGGAGGACAAGACGGCCUGGCUCUGUGGGUGCAAGCGCACCCGCUCCCCCCCGUACUGCGACGGCACCCACAAGGAGGAGGCCGUGCAGGGCGCCCAGCUCUCGGCACAGCCCUGACACCGCCGCACCCCGCGGGGACGGAGCCCACGGAGCUCCGGACACUGGCAUGUUCAGCCCUCUCGGGCACCUGAGGAGAUGCUCAGCUCCCACCCCAAUUAACCCUAAUCACUGAGCCCUGAGGGCUCCCACCAGCUGCAGAAAACCAGCCUCACCCCACCAUGGGGGCAGCAAUUUUGCCUUCAGCCCCGCUGGGGCCCUGCCAGGGAUAAGGAAGGCUCAGCAGUGGCCGGGGAAAAAAAUAAUCCACUGGAUAAGGGGACUUUGAGGAGCGGUUCUGCGUUGGCAGAGCUGCGGGUGCCCGUGGGGACGCGGGACGGAGGCACCCGCGCAGCUGCAUCCGUACAGCAGGCGAAGGGAAGGACAGUCUGCAGCAUUUAUUACAUUUACAAAGCUGUAUAGUUAUACAAAUGUUUAACCAAUAACGAUAUAUGAAUAUCAGAAUAUAUUACAAGACAUUAAAACGUCGUACAGGAUGCAAACAUA
Phalacrocorax carbo (great cormorant) is the source of this 999-nucleotide messenger RNA. Lineage: Eukaryota; Metazoa; Chordata; Aves; Suliformes; Phalacrocoracidae. The record is from RefSeq and is a predicted model, not a curated record.